AUGCACCCAUCAAUCUCCCUUCUCUUAGCUCUCCUAACUCUCUCUUUCAUCUCUUACCUUCUCCCUAUAAUACCUUCUCAUCCUCGUCUUUUCCUAACUCUCAUAACAUUCUUAACAUCUAUCUUCUUUCUCAGAUCAUAUGGUCUUCCUCUUUAUCUACGUUAUCGGACUCAAAUACGUUUCGCAUCAAUCUCCCUUCUCUCAGCAAAGGGUUUGGAAUGGAGACCUGCACAUAAGAGUGGAACGAUAGUUCCUACGGUUAGGAUCGAAAAGGUUUGUUGGGCUUGGGGAGGUAGGAAAGGGGAUGAUGUUGGUUGGGUCGUUUUGAAGUUUGAAGGGAUUGCCGUGAGGGCUAGAGAAGGUGAUGUUUUGAGACAAGGUGGAGGUGGGAAGUCUCAUCGCGGUCCAUCCAAAUUGCGCGAUGGUAUCAUGUGGUCUCUUGGUUUGACCAUCAACCAUUGGGCCGGACUCAGUCGACUUCUCUCCAUUCAGAUAUCCGACUUCAGAGUCAUUUUCGACGAUUUGGAUGGACUCGAACUGACGGUUCACGAUGCCAGAGCAGGCAUCAAAGUGGUCUUUGAAAGUAGAGGUGAAGAAAAUUUCCUAGAUGCGGCUUUCUGCACAUCACCUACGUCUUCACCUACGGGAGGAUAUUUCUCUCCCCCUAUCUCUCCCAUCCGUACUCAUCCCCAACCAAGCUUCUCAGACUCUUUCAGUCCUUCCCGACAUAUCAUCUCCCCUUCAAUUUCGACAUCAGCCCCUUUACCUCGAGCUACUAGAAGACGAAGUUCUCUUCUUCAACCGAGAUUACCUCCCUCGUUGACAGGAUUCUGGCGACGUUUGUUUGGACGUGGUACAGGUUCGGUAUCUAUCACCGCCUCUGUGGAAGGUUUAGCGGUUAUUCUUCCUCAUUUCAAUCCCCCUCAGCCAGUAUCGGCCAAACCUUCAAUGCCCGAUUUGUCGACGAGAAACAAUGGCUUAGAUCACAAGUCUUCCAUAAGAUCGAUGAAAGAGGACAACAGACCAACUGUUUUUCCGAGUAGUGGAGGCAAAUCUAUCCUCCCCACGACCAAUUCCAGAUAUGCUAUCACCAGUGGCGAUGGAGGCUUUGAGAAACUUUUAGAGGUGGAUGGACGCAGUAGUGCAGUGCUAGGAGUGGGUUUUGCGCCGAAUAAGAUGUUAGGAGGAGAAGGCACGCUCAGUGCGGCAGUGAGUAUAGGUGAGGUGCGGACGAGUCUGGGAGCUCUGGAAAAAGUGCAGGAGAUGAUACAAGAACGUAGACCUGAGAAAUCCCCUAGUGAAAGUCCAAAAUCUGGUAUAUGGGCACCUCAAGGAGCAGCCAGGAUCGCAUUGAGAUCCCUCGAGUUCGUCUCCCUCUCGUUCGCCCGUAUCACAUUCUGCCAUUUUCUCCCUUCUGCACGCAACUCCGCUCCUCCAUCUGAGUCGGAAACAUCGUCAUUGCAAGAAGAAGACCUGUUUCAAUUAUCUUUGUCCACCUCCAACCUCCACUGUCGACUCUCUGCUGCUGAUUCGAGCAACAACGAUCGGGCCCGCAAUGCAUUCGGUCACAACACCUCUCCUGCCUGUCGAAUCAAGGGUAUCGCAUACUCGGCAGGGUGGACCAGCAUCGAGCUACAAUGUCUUGCACCUGGUGAACGUGAAGAUGAGCGGGACCAGCUCUUCGCCGUGAGAGAAGCAGACUUUGAGGGCUUGUCCACAUGGCGUCCGAGGGGAUGGUCUAGGGAGGAACUUUUAUUCUCCAGCGAUCCCAACAUUGCAUUGUUGGUUGGAAAAGGUGAUAUCGCAUCGAUCGAUGUGGCUGGUGAUGUUCAGCUUUUGACCGAUUUGGUUCAUGCUUGGAAACGUAGUAGACCGAGGGAGGUGACACCGGAAAAGGUCGAAUACGUCAAGGCGACAAAGAGAGAUUUCGGCCUUCCACCUAGAAUGCGAAUGGUGAUGGACAUAGGUCACGCCAUGUUGGUUCUGGCCGAUCGUGUGUCUGAGCACAAAACCACCCUCGCUCUCGCAUCGGAUGGUUUACAUCUAGGUUGUUUCACAAGUUUUCAAGAUAUCAUAGGUCGACGACCCGAUCGAUCUUCUACAAAGGAAGCUUUCAGACGAGAAGACGAACUUCGUGGUCGAAGGAAAGAGAUGCAAGGUGUCGAUUAUACCUUACCUGUAUCAAUGUUGAAACCUCAAGUACGUCGAAGACAUUCUACAACUCCGGCCAAAUUACGUGAUGACUAUUCCAUGUCCAUGUCUUUCGAGGCUAGUUUGGCAUUACAACCCAUGUCUCUACAUUUGACGCUGGGAGAGAAAGAUCCGAAGACGUAUCAUUUAGCCACCGUCGGAACGGCUUUCGGAACGUUUAGUGGAGACGUAUUGGGUAAACACGAUAUCGAUCAGCGUGGUUCUGAGAAGGCAAGAUUGGAACAAACAUCAAUAUCCGCUGCUAUAGAUUUAGGUAUUGAAUCAGGGAUCAAAGUCAACAUGUGGCAACCUGCUGUACUUGAUGCUCUCGUCGCUAUGGGUGGUGAACGUCGACAUGCUGAACCACAACAACCUCGUUUGAUACAGAGUAAUCUACUUGACCGACUCCCAUCUGGAAUAUCGGCACGUCUAUCCUUGGGUUUGAUCAGUAUUUUCGUAGGUCACAAAGACCCAAAUCCCCAUUGUUCCCUUGAACUCAUCCGUGGUCUUUGGAUCCAAACACAAGCUACUUUCGAAUUUGCCCAUUAUUCCAAUCGUGCCCAAGCUCUCAACUCUCGUCAUCCUUUGAACGGACCUCAACGAGCCAAACUUCGUCUUCCUGACGAUAUCACCACCCAAGCCCUGGCGGUAUACUACCAGGUCUCUUCCACCGGUGGAAGAGCCGCAUUGACGUCUGCGGUGUUAGUGAACUUCUUUGUCAAACCUAUUUGGCAUGGUCAAAGAUUUACCGAUGCAGGAGGAACCUCUAUGUCUCACGCGAAUACAAGACCUGUACAACAACCUCAAGCGGAGGAUUAUGUUGGGUGGGAGUUCAGACGACCUAAUGGCGGUGAUUCGGCAGGUUGGGCGGAGUCUACAAAUGCUCUUCCACCGUUAGAGACAACAGGAACAGAUCAGGCUCAACAGCCGCUGAUCAGAAUUCAUGAAGGACGAUUCACAUUCUUCUUCUCUCGAGCUACAGUCAAUGCUCCCUUGAGCAAACGAUGUCAUGGCAAAGUCGACAGUGUUAGAAUACGUGGUGACAUGUCACACAUCUACGCAUCUCUACUAGCUGUUUUAACUUUGAAAAAACUACAUAAAGCAUGGAGAAAGCCACAUCCUCCGAGUAAAAUCCCACGACAACACACGGGAUUAGAUGUCGAGAUCAGUCUUCCGCGCGUAUUACUACAUAUUGGGUUCCCUCUGCAAGAACAAGUUUUCAUACAUAUGACCAAUAGUAUGAUUUCCAAACAUACCGAUACCGGUAUACGUGGGAGGGCAGAGGCGGUACUUGUUCACGUUCCUUCUCCGAUGCAUCAAGGAUCGUGGGAUGAACUGGGUCGGAUCAAGGAGCUCUCCGUGGUUGCGGCUCCAUUGGGUGAACCUCCUGAAUUUCAUAUUGGCGGAGAAGCAUUACGAAUCCGUGUCCCUCAUACGUAUGAAUUAUCAAAGCUCAUACUCAAUAUCAACGUGUCAAUCAAGAGUUUAAAGCUGCUCCUACUUGACAUCUUCACUGAAAAUCCUCCAGAUGGAUUUCGAACGGUACGAAUACCGGAAGCUGAAGGUCCGAAGAGAGUUCCACCUUUGCAUUUUUCGUUCAAACAUGUCGACAUUGAAGCAAGGGAUAAUCCUAUCGAAACUAAACUAAACAUGAUCUGGCGAGUAGGUUUAGUAGCUCAAAAAGCUAGGAAUGAAUUAGAAGACGAGUUUGAGAAAAAAGUUCGAAUCAUCUCUCAAGCUGAAGCUGAAGAAUUUUCAGACGAUGAUGUUUCUACCACUAUCAAUAUUCCUAGUCAUGGUUCCAAAUUUUCACAAAAACUCACUCCGAAACAUAGCGUAUCAUUAGACGAAGCUCGAUAUCGAUUAGAUUGGUAUAAAUCUCAAAAAUGGAUCCACCGCAUUUCUUCAGCAAGGGAGGAACAAAAACGUCGUGAGACUGAAGCUGUUCGACCUUUUCAAAUACCUCACGUUUCAUCUCGUCUCCCGAUAUCCGUCGUGGGACCAGUUUGGGAAGCUCCAUUAUUCCGUUCAACAUUUGAAGAUUUCAAAAUGUCCAUCACUCAACCAAACAUGAAUCGAGAGGAGAUUAUUGAAUACAUGGGAGAAUGUUCGGCACCAUUUCACCCUGAUACACAGUUCACACUAAUGGUACCACUUCAGAUCAAUUGGACAAUGUCACAUGCCGAAUGGCGUCUUCGAGAUUAUCCAUUAUCAGUAAUCAAGAUACCGAGAUUAGAAGAUAAUUCUCCUGCUUGGCAUGUAGAAUCGCCAUUCAUAAUUGCCGAAGAAUUAGCCGGAGAAGAUUCUAUUACCUUGGUACCUACACCUGUCAUACCUGCCGGUUUGGGAGAUACAAACGCAAAACCUUUUCAAUUACAAAUAGCCAAAACCAUCAUGCCCGUGAAGACUUAUGCAAGACCAGAAGUUCAUGUGAUGAGUAAGAAUACGACAGAGUUUACUUGGGGUAAUUCUUAUCAACCUGCCAUACAGGAUUUGACCAGGGUUAUAGAGACUCUGAGUCACCCGCCGAGGGAUCCAAGUCCAAAGAUUGGAUUUUGGGAUAAGUUUAGGUUGAUAUUACAUUGGACAGUGAGAAUACGUUUUGAUGGGAUAGUCCAUUUACAUCUGAAAGGCUCUCGUGAUCCGUAUUAUAUCGAAGGUCUCGGUGCUGGUUUUGCCUUAGCUUGGCGAGGUAACACAAGACUCGAAAUUGGACAUGCCAAUCCUCAAUUCGAACUUAUACAAAUUUCAGCUGAUAGUUUGAUGAUAGCUAUUCCCGAUUUGUCCGCCUUACGAGAUGAUACUUUAGUCGGAGCGGAAGGACCAGAAGCUUCAGCACCAGUACCUCCCAAUGCGGAUCAUACUUCUCUCAUCAAUAGACGGUACACAAAACCUUGUGCCAGGUUCAACAAUGGGACUCGAGUAGGUUUUGGUUUCCGUUUUGAGAGAACUUGUCGACCGUGGAGCUGCGAUAAGUGUGGGAGUACGGAGAAUUUGAUGCAUCGACAAUGUAGGAUUUUCGACUUUAAACAGCAUCAAGAGGUGAUUCUGAGGAGUGAAGAGGCUAUCAAGGAGGAUGAGAGAAGACAUGGACAUUCUGUCGACUCAUACGAAGGCUUCCGUUCAGACUAUAUCCACUUCUCAGUAUCUCUCGUCAACUCCACUGGCGACCAACUCGCCCCUGACAGUCUCAACAUCGACAAAGACAACAGUCUACAUCUCAGUCCUAAAGCUUUCGCCCACUUCUUCGCCUGGUGGAGACUCUUCGAUCACACUUUGUCUCUACCAAUCCGUCAGGGAAGUCUCUUUCCCAACUUCCCAACUCAAAGCAAAUCAUUCGGUCGAAGUUUAGGAACGAUCAAAUAUCGUUUUGACCUCUCCCCGCUAUACCUCUCCCACGUGUACUCGCAAAUGCGUAAAGAUUUAUGGACGCUCGGAAUGUCGGAAUGUCUCGGUAUCAAAGCACGAUUUGGUCGGUUCCGUGCCGAUGCUCAUCAGCGAGCGCAGGAAAAGACUGUGCACCACGAACAACUCAAUCGUACCAUCGUUGUCACUCAUAAACCAUUCUAUGCGGCCGAUCUACUACUUGACGACAUUGAGGUCAAAGGAUUACGAGCGCAUUUUGAAGAAGCAUGGAAACGUCGAGGACCGGAUGAAGUCAUUUCGAACCUUCCCAAAGUAUCAGAAAUGGAUGUUACCAAGAAAGGAUGGUACAGUUUCUUCGAUUACGUCGAUGCGGAUCGUAAACCUCUUGACAAGGAUCCGAGAUUAGAUGUGGUAGAGUUAGGCGAUUGUCCUCAGGUAUUCUUCUCCAAAAGAGUCAAAGCGAAACCGUCAAGUCCCCACGAAGAUAAUGGUACGAACGGGAUGGCCUCUGAAAGUCAUCAAGAGAUGGAAAAUACAAAGUUCGGACAUGAAAAAUCACAUAUUUGUUAUUUAGGAGCAGCGGAGGGUGUGGGGCCUACUCAACGACGUAUAGUCAGUAUGAGGAUACGUCAUUUAGAACGUGAGAUCCAAGACCUCCUCGAUCUGGAAAAUACCCCGGAGAAGAAAUCUGCAGAACUUCGAAAUCAAACUAUUCAAAGAUCACUCAAGGCCUUGAAACGACAUUUCGAAGAAUUACAGAAAGAGGAGAAGAGAAGGAUGGAUGAUAACACUUUCGAAGCUGCCUAUAAGCAAGGUGUAAUAAAUGGUUAUCCUCAAUCGCAACAGGAGCAAGAAGCCCCCUUCGAAAAUACUUUUCACGUUCAUUGUCCUCGUAUCUCAUGGACAAACGAAUCGAGGAAUAUCCUAUUUGGGUGGUACUUUUCCAGUCGGGAUCGUAAAAGAGAAGAAUACACCGUAUCGCAUGCCUCGCUUCGUGGAGUUCGGGAUGGUCUUCGACGUAGAUUGAACAGACCCAAGAAUGGUCUGAAUCAGGAUGAUAUUGAUGUUGAGAUCUACCCCGUCCCUGCUCAGAUGGCCGGAGUCAUGGUGGAUGGAUUGGAGAAACGAUUACGAGAUCCUAAAGCUUGUCGAAAUCAAUUCAGACUUCCUGUAACUCAUCAGCAUGAUCAUGAAGAUAUACGAAAACCCUCGAUUGGACUACCGACUGAAUGUACUGUCAAACCGAAGAAUCGAAUUCUCCUCCUAAAACCUCAGGUGGCGCUCAAGAGCAAUGUUGAUACCGAGUCGAUGAUCCUUUUAGCCCUGGAGGAGAUUUCCUUCAAAGCUUACGACAUUGUUGAUGAGAAUGCCAUGGAUCUAGUUACUGCUGAGGUCAUGGCUCGACAAUAUGUAUCAAUGAAAGGACUUCAAGCUUUCUAUCCCAAUUCUGAAAUGAUGGAACGCGAAAGAAGUAUGGAUGGUAUUCCCAAAGGACUUGAUUUCUUACCUCUGGAGAUCUUCCUCGACGUAAAGAGCGAAGCCACGGAUUAUGAUCGUAUUGUUCUCAAGACGGACGCAGCUAUGUCUCUUGACAGAUUCAAUCAUCUCAGGGUUCCUAGAGGACUCGAAUGGCCUGAAGCGAUGGACGAUGCAGGCGAGCCGAUACAUCAUUUACGUCUUCAUCAAGAUCUAACCACCGUUAUAGUCCCACGUCUUGUUCUCUCAGCUACCUCUCAACAUUAUUCGGCAUUGUACAACGUCGUCACUGAUUUGUUAAUGUAUCAAGAUCCCGCCCAUCGUCGACGGUCUCAACGUGUCGAUGAAUUCUUGCUUCAAUUCGAUAGACGAGAUCGAGAUCCGUCGACAUUCUUGGUGGAACUGUUCAACCUACAACGUGAGAUCCGAGAGCUUGAGGAGAAACAUAGAGGAUACGAACAAAAUAUCGAUCGGAUCGAUGAUGUCGGACGUCAAACUUUGGUACAGAUCCGAGCGGAUCAUUUGGAAUAUAUGGACCAUCUCUUUACUGUAUUCGACGCCAUUUCCGUCAAUUUCGCUAAAGACGACGCUCGAGCCAUGCUAAAGGCUUCUUCUCGAUUCGAAGUUCGAGCAGGAGGUAUCGCAUGGCACAUGUUACAAGAUACUUUUCAACCUCUUAUCAAACUGGACAUUGAACAUACUCUUUUAUCAUAUCUUCGAAACAAAGAUGGAUCUACCGAUCUCGCUAUUGCCGUGGGUGAUCUCGCGGCUCUCAACAGUAAUGCCGAUGUUCUUUACCCGGAAGUGUUCGCUGUACAUGGGAAUGGGACUGGUAGUGGUUUUUUCAGUACAAACGUUUCGACUUUAUCUCUACCAUCACAAAUGCCACCACUUAGUCGAUCACAUUCUGAAGUUUCAAUAGCUUCACAAAAAAGUGGAACGGCAUCAAUUCAUUCCAUUCGAUCAAAUUCCUCUGGAGAAGAUUCGAAGAAUAAAGCUUUCCCUCUUACUUCGAAUUUACGUGAUGCUCAAGAAAUGCGUCGUCGUGCAUCUUCCAUCAAAACAUUCGAGAGGAUCGUAUUUGGGAACACUGCUUUUAUUCUUGAUUUCAAAGGUGAUGGUAAACGACGUAAACUGGGUAUACCACUUCCUGACGUUGUCGGAUUUCAAGUUCGGACACCUGAUUGUGUUUAUCUGCGCAAGUUAUGGACUUACGAAGAUGUUUUCGAACAUGUUAAACGGGAUGUUCGAGCACAUUUAUGGGCGCAAUCAGGUGAUUUGUUAUCACAAAUCUUACGAAACACUUCUUUAUUAAGAAGUAAAAAAGGAUUACAAUCGAUGACACCAUUACAUAAACUCACCAAUGGGACAAGUGGAUCUACGAAUACAAGAGAAUCGAAAUUGAGAUAUCAUCUGGAACCUUCACUUUCUUCAGAAGGUAUGGAAGGUGAUAGUUCUGGACAAAGUAGUGGUGGAUUAUCUAAAUUAGGUUCAAGAUUGACCAUUGAAGGCUCAGAAAUCUCAAGAGCUAUAUCUAAAUCUAGUGGAUUAGAUGUUUCACCAAUCAAAAGACAUAAUAAUAUGCCUUUGGAUCCUUUGUCUCCUCAAAGUCAACCGAGUUUAAGAAGUAAAAGUCCUUUCACACCUGGAAGAGAUUCGGUAGAAGAUGAAGAAGAUGAGAGGGAUGUCAGUUUGGGUAAAGAAGUGGGGAGAAAAAUGAAAGGGUUUUUACACAAGUUGAGACCGAGAAGAGCGAGUGAAUCUGUCAAUGUUUCAGGUGACGAGGUGAGUCAAACUUCAUUUUUUUUCUAUGGAUUCUUGUUUUGA
This is a messenger RNA of Tremella mesenterica DSM 1558, 8859 nucleotides long. RefSeq lists its product as uncharacterized. Lineage: Eukaryota; Fungi; Basidiomycota; Tremellomycetes; Tremellales; Tremellaceae. The coding region runs from base 1 to 8859 and encodes 2952 amino acids. The transcript has 10 exons. The record is from RefSeq and is a predicted model, not a curated record.